AUGAAAUCGAAAAGAUUAGACUCAGGCUUACGUCGUUCCCAGCUUCCUGAUGAAAUCCUCCAAGAUAUCUUUCUGAGGUUGCCCCUCAAAUCUUUGGUUAAUCUAAUAGCAGUGUGCAAGUCAUGGAACUCGCUCAUCAAAACCUCUGCAUUCAUUCAGGCCCACCGAAAUCGUAACCAACAUCAAAACCUUCUGCUGACAAAGGUCGCCUCAGUCAAAGAACCAGGGAAAAAUGUUUCUCACGAUCGCCAUCUUUUCUAUUUGCAUCGGGAUGAACCUCCAUUCCCUGUGUAUAGAUGUUACAAGCAGCUAACUCAUCCAUUUGAAUCUUAUAACAGAUUGCAUGCAACAUCCGCCAAGGACAGAUUAGAAAUCACAGCAUAUGAUGAGAUCCAAACUUGCAACGGCCUAGUGUUUCUCGCUUCUGGGCUCCGAUUUUACAGUACCACCUUGCUUUGGAACCCUUGCAUUAGAAAGUCUGUGACGCUGCCCCGGCUAAUUGAUAAAAGACCUAGUGAGGUUGAUAGGAUUUCAUAUGGCUUUGGCUAUGAUUUGUGCCCCGAUGAUUAUAAAGUUUUGAGAAUUGUAAUGUAUAAGCGUAAUAAGCCUAAUACAGAACGGAAGACCUCAUACGAGAUUUGGUCUCUAAAGCGACCCUCCUGGAGGGGUCUUAGUGUUCUUCCUCCCGUAGACGACUCUGAUCCCAGGUGGCGUUCCCCCAUCUUUGUUCGUCGUGCUGUUCAUUGGGUGCAUCACCGUGAGGGAUCAAGGAAUCGACCCAUCGUUUCGUUCGAUAUGUCAAAUGAAGUAUUUGGUGAGAUAAUGCUUCCUGAAGUCAUGAGGAAUAAGAGACGCCCCAUGGUAAUUUCAAGAUACGGGAACUGCUUAGAAAUUUUGCAGUGGGAUGAUCUAGGGCCUCUGAAUAGUGUUGACAUGUGGUUAAUGAUGGAGUAUGGUGUGGUCGAAUCUUGGACUAAAUUGGUGACGGUUAAAUUAGUGCCAACAUCCUUUGAAAGGCUUGGGUUUAGAAACAAUGGUGAUGUUGUGAUCAGAAUCAGAAGCAGAAACAAUCCUAAUGGAGUUACGGAAAUAAAGGAAUACGAGCAGAAAUUGUUGAGUCCGGUUAGCGUGGACAUGGUUGAUUUUUCCUUGGGCGGGUUCUGGGAAUACUUACUUGUGAAGCCUUUUGAAGAAACUCUUGUCUUGCUUGACCACCCUUCAGCAAUUUCAUCCAGCUUAUAG
Argentina anserina (silverweed cinquefoil) is the source of this 1242-nucleotide messenger RNA. Its product is annotated as F-box/kelch-repeat protein At3g23880-like. Gene Ontology annotation, molecular function: protein binding. Lineage: Eukaryota; Viridiplantae; Streptophyta; Magnoliopsida; Rosales; Rosaceae. The record is from RefSeq and is a predicted model, not a curated record. The coding region runs from base 1 to 1242 and encodes 413 amino acids. The transcript has a single exon.